This is a messenger RNA of Pseudophryne corroboree (corroboree frog), 4668 nucleotides long. RefSeq names its product zinc finger protein 598, E3 ubiquitin ligase (gene ZNF598). The transcript has 13 exons. Gene Ontology annotation, molecular function: ubiquitin protein ligase activity; ribosome binding. Gene Ontology annotation, biological process: protein ubiquitination; rescue of stalled cytosolic ribosome. The coding region runs from base 303 to 2969 and encodes 888 amino acids. NCBI's taxonomy places the organism in Eukaryota, Metazoa, Chordata, Amphibia, Anura, Myobatrachidae. The record is from RefSeq and is a predicted model, not a curated record.
GGCAGACAGAGAGGACUGUGACGCUCUGGCUGCCCUGGUGCUCUCUAUGGUACAUUUCCGGCGGCGUGCGUCAGACAGUGACGUCUCCUUAGCCGGUAACGUGUGCUCGCUGCCUGCGUCACCUGCUGGAGCGCGGGGACUGUCUCUGGGCCAACGCCGGUUCUCACCGACUCCAGCUGGGGUCUCCGCCCGUCACUCCGGGCAUCUCUAAUCAUCCGAGCUCCCAGCCAAGCUAUCCCAGUGUCCUGCCCAGCCAGUGAUCAGACCUUCCACAUUCAGCACUUGUGUCUCGCCCUCUGGCCAUGGCAUCAAAGUCAGGAAAGACCUUGGACCAUGAGAAGAACUGUGUCCUGUGCUGCCAGGAGCUAGAUGUGUAUGCUUUGGGAAAAUGUGACCACCCCAUCUGCUACCGCUGUUCCACCAAAAUGAGAGUGCUGUGUGAGCAGAAGUACUGUGCCGUCUGCAGGGAGGAACUGGAUACGGUGGUGUUUGUGAAAAAGCUCGCCCCCUUCUCCAGUAUCAGCACCCCGCAGAUGCAGUGUGAGCGGAAAUACGACAUUUAUUACAGUGACGGCAAAGUGUUUGCCCUCUACAGGCGUUUGCUUCAGCACGAGUGUUACUUGUGUCCAGAGAUGAGACCCUUUCAUGCCUUUGCUGACCUGGAACAGCACAUGAGAAAGCACCACGAGCUCUUCUCUUGCAAGCUUUGUUUAAAGCACCUGAAGAAUUUUACUUAUGAGAGGACGUGGUACACACGCAAGGACCUUGCCCGCCAUCGCAUCCAUGGGGAUCCUGAGGACACUUCCCACCGAGGUCAUCCUCUCUGCAAGUUCUGUGAUGAGCGUUAUCUGGACAAUGACGAGCUGCUGAAGCAUCUGCGCAGGGAUCACUACUUCUGUCAUUUCUGUGACUCCGAUGGGGCCCAGGAAUACUACAGUGACUACCCCUUCCUGCGGGAGCACUUCGCUAAGAGCCACUACCUGUGUGAGGAGGGCAGGUGCAGCACGGAGCAGUUUACGCACGCGUUUCGCAGUGAAAUAGAUUACAAAGCACACAAGACCUCAUGCCACAGCAAGAACCGCGCAGAGGCCCGGCAGAACCGCCAGAUUGAUCUUCAGUUCAGCUAUGCACCACGGCACAAUCGCAGGGCAGAGGGCAUGGUUGGAGGAGAGGACUUUGAGGAGGUAGACAGAUAUAACAGGCAGAUGAGACCGAUGCGGGGGGCAGCUCGCGGAGGUCAGCAGAACCGGAGGGGAAGCUGGCGGUAUAAAAGGGAGGAGGAAGACCGUGAAGUUGCUGCUGCUGUCAGAGCCUCAGUGGCAGCCAGGAGGCAGGAAGAAGUCGGGAGAAAACAGACACCGCAAAAUGCUGAAAGCUCAAGGUCUAGGAUGGAGGAGGCCCGGGAGCCUGAGGAGGGGCGCAAACCUAAAGCGCCCCCAAAGUCAUGCGUAGAUGCCACAGGCCCAAAAGAUUCCGGGAUGACUUCAAGCACCUCGUCUGAUGAUGUGUUGAACCUAGAGGAUUUCCCUGCUUUUGGCUCUGCUAUGGCGGCACCUGUCUUAAGUGCCCCAAAGCUUGCCCCUGUGAAACUGAAAGAGGAGGAUUUUCCAAGCCUCACCCCCUCUGUGCCACCCUACUCUGCAGGGGCAUCGUACACUGCAUCAGCUAGGUCCUCCAAGGCCUUCCAGGAGGAGGACUUCCCAGCAUUGGUGUCUAACAUGAAGCCUGGUAAACCACUGUCUGCUGUCACUUCUGCCUGGACAACUUCCUCUUCUAAGAGUACAUCAAAACCCGCUGCUCCAGCAGUUACUACUUCAAGCAAAGUCUCGAAUAAAGCCCCACUGCCAAGCAAUAUAAAAGGUUUCUCCAAGAAAGUCCACAAACCUCCCUCUUUCUCUGACGAUGAUGAUGACCAUAUCGGGAUGACCGCACAAGAAUUUCGUAGUGCUCCCACCAUGAUUGAUAUCUCCAAGAUGCUGACUGCACCUAAUUCUCAAACGAGCGGGAAGGUGAACAAGAAGAAGCGCGUGGGCUCUGAGAAACAAAGCACGCCAUCCACUGUGCAAUAUGCCGGAGACAGAUCUGCAAACUCCUCCUACAAGGAAAACACAAGGGAAACCGAGCGCACCCCAACGCCACCCGUCAGUUCUAUCCUCAGUGACAAGUCUAACACAGUCGUUAAUGGAGUCAGCGAGAGGAAGGUACCGGAGACACUAGGCAGCUCUAGGGACCCUCCUGGCUUCAAGAAUACUGCUGUUCCUGUACCAAAGUACCCUCUGCCAGACGAGGAGUUCCCUGCUUUGGUGAACAACAACCUGAUGAGGAUGCCACCACCAGGGUUUACUCCGGUAGUUACAGCUGCCCCGCUGGCACCUCCCCCAGGAUUAUCCUCAUCCAUCGGAAAGCCCCCACCAGGAUUCACCAAUAUCUCCGCAGUGUCUCCUGCAGAACCGCAGCCCGCACCAGUGAAAGAGGUGAAUUUUUGCAACAGGACCUACCUUGUACCUGAAAAUUUUCAACAGAGGAACAUUCACCUGAUUAAUUCCAUCAAAGAUUAUCUACACAGCGACGAGUCCAAGUUCAAUGAAUUUAAAUCCCACUCCGGAAAAUUCCGUCAGGGUUUGAUAUCGGCAUCAGAGUAUUAUAAAAGCUGCAGGCAACUUCUUGGGGAGAACUUCAGUCUCAUCUUCAAGGAGCUUCUGGUGCUUCUUCCCGACAAUGUCAAGCAGCAGGAAUUGCUGGCUGCCCACCAAAAACUCCCUCCUGAAGAGAAAGCAAGCUCAAACAAGUCCAAAAAGAGUAAGAAGGCGGCCUGGAAAACGGACUCAAGCUCUCCGGAAUUGGACUAUUCUACCUGCCCCACCUGCAGGCAAGUGCUGGCCCCGCAGGACGUUGCCCAUCACAAGACGUUGCACCUAGAAGACAAUGAUUUCCCUUCGCUCCAGGCUAUCAGCAGGCUCAUCAGCUAGGCUCUGCCGGACAUUGCCCAGUUUUUGGGUUUGCACUUCGACGGAAAAAGAAAACCACAAGAAAAUAGCAGUAACAGUAAAGUAAGAAAAUCCAGGGCUGCAUUUUGCUGCCUGGUGCUGUUGAAGUAAAUUAUUACAGAACUCUUGAGAGGCCAAAUAAAAAAAACAAAAUACCUACAUGAGAUAGGUGCUGUGUGUGUAGAAGGCGCCGGUGCUGUCUGUAUGUCGUAGAAUCACUUCUCAAGCGUCCCAAGAGAAUUUCUGAACGGUGACACUGCCAAAGAAUCUCCUGCAAAAAGAGGCCACGUCCUCUCCAAACAGCACAAAGAAGGCAUUUCCUGUGUUAACGUGCCGAUGUUCCCCUCACAGAGCGCUGUGGGGUCCGCCAAGUGUUGUCACACAGCAUCUGAUUUACUUUACUGUGUCGGUGAGGAAUAAUUUGGCCUACUCUAGUUAAUAACGAGCCAUAGUCCUGGGUUUCUAUUUCUUCUGAAUACACCUGUUUUUAAAUGGUUUUACAGUCCUAUUGUCCGUAUGUUAAAGAGCGUGUGACGGGACCUCCUAGAUGUGGGAAAACUAGACAGUUAUUUUAUGUUACUAUAGAGUGGCUGCUAUAUUCAUUGUGCUUCCAAAGCAAGCUGGAUGGUUACCGGCCUUCCCCCAAAUCCAGCAUACGUCUCCUAAAAUGCACAAGCCAUCUACUGAGCGUGUCUAACCACAGUCUACAGGCCUUUUCCCUGUCCCAGUUUGGCCGUGCAGCUGAAGACCUCCAGUAACGCAGUAUAGAAAGAUCAUGUAGCCCUUUCAUGAAUUGUUCAUUUAAUUAAGCCCAUCAGUGAUGGUGGUGGAAGGCUCUGAGCAGUAAUCCAUAUCCUCCCUGAAUGACCUGACAUUAGUCAGUAAUACGAUAUCAUCCUUUAGAGCCAAAGUAAUAUCGGAGUAAGAAUCUAAUAAAAACCCCUUUUGUCUUCCUUCUGUCCUCAGGAAGGUUCCAUCAAUGUCGGACCUAUGUUAGAUUAUAAUAAGAAUGCGAAACACACAAUCACUUCUUUCCCGAAUUAAUUGUUUUUUUGGUCAGAUCUGUUAAUUUUCCUAGUUUGUGUAAUUGCUGCAGUCGCCACUUCAUGGUAACAUUACCCAUGUAUUUAACAUCUAGCGCACCUCAUCCUCACAAGAACCAGUAACUGUGUGUAGUAAUGCUUACCUGCUGUCCUCCACUAUCUCUGCACCUCCCCCUGCAACUAGUAGGUGGUCUGUGUUAAGGCGCAUACACACGGUGCGAUGCAACCUUAUGAUUUUUUACUACAUAGUCAAAAUCGUAAGGAAAGUUAGUGCAAAUCCCACCGUGCAGAUGGCAGAUGUUCCUGAAUAGGAGAGAGGAUACCCUUGAAUAGACCGUAUCCACCUUGAUAUACCAUGCUUUUGGGGAUUUCUACAUUGUGUGGUCUUUUUCUUUUAUCCCCCUAAUUCAUAAGUUCCUUACCAGCUAAUGUGUACUAGCAAAUAUGCAGUAUCCCAUAAUAACCACUCAGUAAUCAGCGUUGUUUGGGCCAUUAAACCAAUCCAAUGUGCUGAUUUUGAUUGGUAGAUUCCUGUGCAUGUACACUGUUGGUACUUACCCUCCAAACUGUGUUUGUACGUCAAUUAUUUCUCAGUAUUGUAGCGGAGGUUCUGGAUCAGUGUGUCGACAAUGUAGGUU